Molecule: messenger RNA, 1452 nt
Organism: Carassius carassius (crucian carp)
Lineage: Eukaryota; Metazoa; Chordata; Actinopteri; Cypriniformes; Cyprinidae
Product: spermine synthase-like
Exons: 11
Coding region: 57-1229 (390 amino acids)
Biological process (GO): spermine biosynthetic process
Molecular function (GO): spermine synthase activity; S-adenosylmethionine-dependent methyltransferase activity
Source: RefSeq, a predicted model, not a curated record
GUGUCAGAGACAGAGCGUAUACACAGCACACACCUCCCUCCCUCCCUCCCUCCGGCAUGACCGCUCUCUCCCUCUGUCACCACAGACUCUCCACCGAUUCACCACCGGCUGCCUCAUCCAGGCAUGGCAGACGGCUUUACCCCAUCAUGGCAGUGCUACAUUACACCCUUGACUUCAAGCUCCGUGCGCCAGCUGAUGUUUCUGCGACUGUGCGUGGCCUGCAGUCUAUAUUUCAAGAGCAGGAAAUGACAGAGAACGUCCAUGACUCAGAGGGACUCGGAUAUCUGGCAACCUUUGUCGGCAAGAAUGGCAGGUUUGCCAUCUUACGAAUGCACUCCCAUGGUCUGGUGACCUUUGACCUGCAGUGUCUUGAAGGGGAUGAUGUAGCGCAAGUAGACAAUCUACUGAAUGCACUGGAGAAGAAAUUAAAAGCUCUCCUAGAUGGAAAUAUCCAUAGGAUCAAAAGACUCCCUGUGCUGUUUCGAGGAAGUGAUGUGGACCGCUACUGGCCCACGGCUGACGGCAGGCUGAUGGAAUAUGAUAUUGAUGAAGUUGUGUAUGAGAAGGACUCUGCCUACCAGAACAUCAAAAUCUUGCACUCGCGGCAGUUUGGCAAUAUACUCAUCCUUAACGGGGAUGUCAAUCUGGCAGAAAGUGAUCUGCCCUACACUCAGGCCAUUAUGGGCAGCGGCAAAGAGCACUAUGCUGGAAAGGAGGUACUGAUUCUUGGAGGAGGAGAUGGUGGAAUUCUCCAUGAGGCGGUGAAGCUCAAACCAAAGAUGAUCACCAUGGUUGAGAUUGAUGAGCUGGUCAUUGAUGGAUGUCGGAAACACAUGAGGAAAACAUGCGGGAAUGUUUUAGAUAACUUGAAGGGAGAUUGUUAUGAGGUUUUGGUUCAAGACUGUGUUCCCAUACUUAAAAAGUUUGCAGAGCAAGGGAGGACAUUUGAUUAUGUCAUAAAUGACUUGACAGCUGUCCCAAUUUCCACGGCACCUGAGGAAGAUUCAACAUGGGAAUUCCUGAGACUCAUCCUUGACCUCUCCAUCAGAGUCCUGCGUCCUGGUGGAAAGUACUUCACACAGGGUAAUUGUGUGAAUCUGACUGAUGCGCUCAGUGAAUAUGAAAUGCUUUUGGGGAGACUUUCGUGCAAAGUGGAUUUUUCCAAAGAGGUGGUCUGUGUUCCCUCAUAUAUGGAGCUCUGGGUGUUUUACACCAUCUGGAAGAAGUAAUGUCUCUUCCUUCUUCACUCUCUCCUCCAAGUCCUGCCGGAAUGUGAAGAUUUCCCCCUCACCCUCUGAUGCACUGUGGAGAGACGUGCACAUAUCUCUCCAAGCACUGUUUCCAUUUCUACUGUCCCUUCACGUCCAACAGUUAACAGACUUCCCUGUUUUGAGAUGGCUAGUUGCAUCUUUGUGUUUGAAAUUUCACAGAGUUCCUUGUUUAGUUUGUGCG